Molecule: messenger RNA, 900 nt
Organism: Pogonomyrmex barbatus (red harvester ant)
Lineage: Eukaryota; Metazoa; Arthropoda; Insecta; Hymenoptera; Formicidae
Gene: Clic
Product: chloride intracellular channel protein 5
Biological process (GO): chloride transport
Cellular component (GO): cytoplasm; apical plasma membrane
Molecular function (GO): chloride channel activity
Source: RefSeq, a predicted model, not a curated record
GUGCCUUCUUUCUUUCUCCGCAUACUUAGACUCCCCGUCAGGAUGGCGGACGACAACCAUGAGAACGGCACCAGUAACGGCGAUGUGCCCGAGAUCGAGCUAAUCAUCAAGGCAUCGACCAUCGAUGGCCGUCGAAAGGGCGCCUGUCUCUUUUGCCAAGAAUACUUCAUGGAUCUGUAUCUCCUGGCGGAGCUGAAGACAAUCUCCCUGAAGGUGACGACGGUCGAUAUGCAGAAACCCCCGCCCGAUUUUCGCACCAAUUUCCAGGCCACGCCGCCGCCCAUCCUGAUCGACAACGGCGACGCGAUAUUGGAGAACGAAAAGAUCGAACGGCACAUUAUGAAGAAUAUCCCCGGCGGGCACAAUCUGUUUGUACAGGAUAAGGAAGUGGCCACUCUCGUGGAAAACUUGUUCAGCAAACUCAAGCUGCUGCUGCUAAACGCGAAGGACAAGGACAAGGAUCCCAAGUCCUCGUCGCUGAUGGCGCAUCUGCGCAAGAUCGACGAGCAUCUGGGUCGCAAGGGCACGCGCUUCCUUACCGGCGAUACCAUGUGCUGCUUCGAUUGCGAACUGAUGCCGCGAUUGCAGCACAUCAGGGUCGCUGGCAAGUACUUUGCCGACUUUGAGAUACCGGAGACUUUGGUACACUUGUGGCGGUAUAUGCAUCACAUGUACAGGCUCGACGCUUUCCUACAGAGCUGCCCGGCCGAUCAGGAUAUCAUUAAUCAUUACAAACUGCAACAGAGUAUGAAGAUGAAGAAGCACGAGGAGUUGGAAACGCCAACCUUCACUACGAGUAUCCCGAUCGAGGUCAACGACGAUUAGGCCGGACCUUCCUCAUCGAGUCUGAGAUCGCGUGACUUCGAUUAGACGUUGAGAUCGACCUUGCAUCGAAAGACG